AUGGCAUCCAUCUCGCCCACCUCCAACUCCAACCCGCGCAUCACUGCCCUCGACUUCGACUCCCACCGCAGACACCGACGGCAUUCCCACGGCUCUCGCCCUACCUUCGGCGACGAUGACUUUGACUUCAUGGGCGAAGUUGCGCAGGAGAUGAUUGAACGAGACCGGCGCAGAAUGCGCAGGGAAGUCGUCAGGGUUCUGAGCUUCAUCUGUGCCGUCCUGAGCUGUCUAUGUGCCGGCUCCAUCACCUCCUUCUCGCUCUAUGGCGCGCGCUUCUUGACCGAUCUUCACUACACCCAGUUUCGAGUCAAUGCAGUCUCUAUCGUCGCCGAACUGGCCAUGUACCUGCCCGUCCCUCUCUUCGGCUACCUGUGCGACCGGUAUUCGCCUCCGCCGUUGUCUCUCUUUUCCUCCCUUCUUUUCGGCGCAGGCUACUUGCUGGCCGCCUACACCUACAGGUCGGGCCCACCUGCGGAUGCCGCGAAAGACGGCCAUGGAUGGCCUUUCGGCGUCAUGAUCCUGGCUUUCGUCGGGAUCGGGGCGGGGACGAGCUGCAUGUACCUGUCUGCCGUGGCCACAUGUGCAAAGAACUUUGCUACAGUCAAAUACCGUGGGUUCAUGCUGGCGGUGCCCAUCGCCGCAUUUGGCCUCAGCGGCAUGUGGGAGAGUCAGGUUGGCGCCCACCUGCUGUACCAGAGACUACCCAACGGCCAAAAAGGAGAUGUGGACGUGUUCAAGUACUUUGUCUUUCUCGCCGGCACGUUGCUCGCGGUGGGCCUCCUCGGCGUGGUCGGACUACGAAUCGUAGACGAGGAAGAACUCAUUGAACAUGGCGUGGAAACCCUCGAGCGAAGCGGUCUGUUGGACGAGAGCGAGUUCUUCCAUGACUCUCCUGAUCCGACGCCCCGGACCUACGGGACCAUUGAUGACGGCGACCUCUCUGGCUCCGGCACCGCCACGCCCUCGGACACCGACUCAGAGGCGGACGUUGACUUGUCUGAAUCGCAGCUGCUCAAGAAACGAGACCAGGAGCAUCGGCUUCGGAAGAAGAAAUGGUGGCUCUUGAACCACGCAACGCACUCUUUUCUGACCGAUCACACAAUGUGGCUGUUGGCAGCAGGCUUCUUCCUGCUUACAGGGCCUGGCGAAGCCUACAUCAACAACCUAGGCACCAUCAUCCCGACAUUGACGCCGAGGAACUACUUUGAUUUGACGAGUCCGCCGGCCGGGCACGCCUCGACGCAUGUAAGCAUCAUCGCACUCGCAUCUACCAUCGCACGCCUCUUCACAGGCAGCCUUUCCGAUCUCUUCGCCCCACCUUCGCAGCCCGACAAUCCACCAACCACUCGAGUCAGCUUCUCACGCUUGGUCCUACUUUUGCCGUCGGCGUUCCUCUUAUUUCUCGCCUUCUUGAACCUUGCUUUCCCCUUCCUCACGGCGGAACACCCUCGCCUCUUUCUCCUUUCCUCCGCCCUGCUCGGCCUCGGCUAUGGUGCCUCCUUCUCCCUAGUCCCCAUCAUCAUCUCUGUUGUCUGGGGGGCGGAGAAUUUCGCCACCAACUGGGGCGUGGUGGCCAUGAUGCCCGCCGGUGGAGCCGCAGUCUGGAGCAUUGUCUACUCGGUGGGCUACUCUCGUGCGAGUCUGCGCCAUGACGACCACGGAGACAUUGGGUUCGGUGAUGGCGAGUGCAGAGGAUAUGCCUGCUUCGGUGCAUGGGCAUGGGGCUGCUCGGUGAGCGUCGUUAUUGCCAUCGUCUUAUGGAGUUUCGCUUGGAGACUCUGGAGGAAGAGGAGCGUUGUCGUGUAG
This is a messenger RNA of Capronia epimyces CBS 606.96, 1806 nucleotides long. RefSeq lists its product as uncharacterized. The transcript is spliced from 2 exons. Gene Ontology annotation, cellular component: membrane. Gene Ontology annotation, biological process: transmembrane transport. The coding region runs from base 1 to 1806 and encodes 601 amino acids. NCBI's taxonomy places the organism in Eukaryota, Fungi, Ascomycota, Eurotiomycetes, Chaetothyriales, Herpotrichiellaceae. The record is from RefSeq and is a predicted model, not a curated record. Gene Ontology annotation, molecular function: transmembrane transporter activity.